GUCACGUGGGCGUUGAUCAACCGUUCAUUUUAACAUCCUAUGUUCCCCACCGUUGAUUAGUCGGAGAAAAGGCUUGUGGUCACCGUAAUUCGCCUGUUUAUGAUUUUUAUUCUGUUAACUCUCUCUCUCACUUCUCUGUUUCUUUGAGAUUCUCUGUAAGUUUUCCCCGACAUUCUUCUCUGUACGUUGUUCGUCGACCAGGAUUGUGAAUCGUUCACCGGAGUCUGUGUCAACUCGGUAACUCGGAGAAGAUUCUACCAAACUCAUUCGGGACCCGUUUGUAAACUAUCAGUUAUCUUAUAGGUCUGAUUAGAAAACUUGGCAUGGGAGUUGUGACUGUUUCCAGCUCUGCCGCACGGACGCCUUUGGGAUUGAGCACAAGAUUCUCAACUCAUCCAUCGCCAGUGAAAAGACCAUUUAUUUUGGCAUUCAAAACAGAUAAAACCAAAAAUACAGCGUUAGUUGCACUCCAAGAAUUGAUCUCCUUACCUGUAGAAACAUCUAAAAAGAACAAAAAUAGACCUCGACGAGUUAGGAAGUCUUCAGAAAGAGUAAAGGCUGUCUCUAUCGAUGAAGCUUCACCGUGUACCUUAGAAUUGGACUACAAUGAAGCUGCUGCCAAACUUGAGAAUAUAUACAAGCUUAGUCCUGGAACUAUUGUUUCCGAUAUAGACAAUAAAGAUUGUGUGACCAAGAGAAACCGGCGGAGGAGGAAGAGGAUUGCUGAAUGUGAUGAAGAGGCAGAAAAGGGAACUGUUAUAAAUAUUGUGAGGAGUCAGAGGAAGGACGAGGCAAAAAGAUUGAGUCUUGAAAAGAGGAUUGCAUUGAAGAAGCGAAACGAAGUUGUUGCUUCAACCCAGAAGAGAGUCCACUCUGAGGAUGAUGAAGAUGAAAAAACUAAUAGGCUUGUUAGGGAGUAUUCAGCUUCCACUGACUUGGUGAGCUUAGACUGGAAGAAAAUGAAGAUCCCGCCAGUUCUUCUUUCUUCGGAGCACGCAUGGUUGUUUAAAUUGAUGCAACCUAUGAAGACAAUCCUCCAAGUUAAGGAGAACUUGCAAAAUGAUUUAGGAAGAGAACCAACAGAUGGUGAGUUAGCAGAGGCAACGGAUAUGAAAGCAAUUCAACUUAGGAAACACAUGGAAGUUGGCCGAGCUGCAAGAAACAAACUGAUCAAGCACAAUCUGCGUCUUGUUUUGUUUGUUAUGAAUAAAUAUUUCCAAGAGUUUGCAAAUGGACCAAAAUUCCAAGACCUCUGUCAAGCGGGAGUGAAUGGUCUGAUUACAGCCAUUGAUCGUUUUGAACCGAAAAGGAGGUUCAGACUCUCCACAUAUGGUCUGUUUUGGAUCAGGCAUGCCAUCAUACGAUCAAUGACUGUCUCAAGCUUCAAGCGAGUCUCUUUUGGCCUUGAGUCGGUUAGAGUAGAAAUUCAGAAGGCCAAACUACAGUUGUUGUUUGAGCGGACGAGAAUGCCAACAGAGGAAGAGAUAAUAGAAAAGGUUGGAAUUUCCCCUGAGAGGUACCAUGAAGUGAUGAGCGCAUCAAAACCCGUCUUCUCUCUCCAUGGAAGACAUCCGACAACACAAGAAGAGUUCAUCAAUGGGAUUACUGACACUGAUGGCGUUGGAGGUGACAAACGCAGGCAACCCGCUCUUCUAAGGCUUGCUCUUGAUGAUGUGCUUGAUUCUCUGAAGCCUAAGGAGAGCUUGGUUAUUAGACAAAGAUAUGGGCUCGAUGGCAAAGGUGAUAGAACACUAGGAGAGAUUGCAGGGAACUUGAAUAUCUCAAGGGAGAUGGUUCGAAAGCAUGAAGUAAAGGCUCUUAUGAAACUCAAGCAUCCAACUCGGGUGGAUUAUCUUCGCCAGUAUGUUUUUUAAAUUAAUCACUUCAUCUGUAUAUUAUGGACACAUAUUCCUCUCCACCCUCUGGAUCUGCACUCUGUGCACCAUUGGUCAUUACUGUAUACGUAUUGUUGUACAAUAAGUAUCUUCAUCAUAGACCUAAAUUUUGUGGUGCACAUAGAAGUCACAUACCAUGUAGUCCAUUUUCAUAGGACCUGAAGAAGCUAUACACAUAUACGACCUGUAGUUCUUUCUGUUCUUUGUAAUAGGCGAUUACUUUAUAGAGUAUGACCUCCAUAAUAUUGCUUUUGUAUCAUUGUUCACGAAAUAUAAUCAUGUGGUCUGUUUCUUUUAUGUAUUAUGUUUUCGAAAGUUGCAACAAGAG
Messenger RNA from Ilex paraguariensis (yerba mate), 2223 nucleotides. The record is from the annotation of a GenBank genome assembly. NCBI's taxonomy places the organism in Eukaryota, Viridiplantae, Streptophyta, Magnoliopsida, Aquifoliales, Aquifoliaceae.